GGAAUGGAAAAGAAAUUGGGAGUUUAAAAAAAUGAAGCAAAUGUGGGCCAGCGACAAAAAUUCGCGGUGGAGCGUCACAUUCCGUCCGGGUCGCUAAAUCUUUCCCGAUCCGGACCACUCCGUCUUUUCUUCUUUCCAUCCCUGGAUGGCUGAAACCGUCACAUUGAAAGAUGCUUUGGGGAAUGUAGAACUGCUGGAAGACCUAAUUCUCCCCGAUGAUCAACCAUCGAUUGAGGCUCGCCCUCUUCCGUUACUUUGCAGGACCAAUUUUGACACCAACUUUGAGGACAGGAAUGCUUAUGUGACGGGAGUUUCUAAGUACAUCGAAGAGGCAACACGCCAUGCCCUUUUCAAUGAUCUCCUGAGCGAAGGCCUACAACAUGCUGCAAACCUCUAUACUUGGAGAUGCUGUUCUCGAGCUGUCCCUACGGUUAAAUCAAACGAUCAGCCUAAUCGUGUUGAAAUCAACAUGAAAGUGGUGGAAGUGCUUAGGCCCGAAGUUGACAAACUUCAGCAGUUCAUGAUGUUUACGAAUGAUGCCAUCUCCCGAUUUUGCGAAGAAGUUCGUCGUCUCUGUCACAUUGAGAAGCGAAAGGACUUUGUCUCUGAAGCUUACCUUUUGACUUUGGGGCGGUUCUUGAACAUGUUCGCGGUUUUGGAUGAGUUGAAGAACAUGAAGGCAUCUAUUAAGAACGACUUCUCUACUUUUCGAAGGUCUGCUCAGUUUCUGCAAGUCAUGUCAGACACCCAGACCAUCCACGAUAUGCAGAAUUUGAGCAUGUUUCUAGCAACUCAGAACAAAAUCAAGGACGAUCUAAAGGCAAGGAUGAUAAAGAUCGAAGCAUACGAGGAGCUACUCGCUGACGUUAUCAACAUCUGUGCUCAUAUGUUCGAAAGCCAUUUGUAUCUUUCACCAUCAGAACGUCAUAUGUUCGUCAAAGUUAUUGCAUUUUCAUUGUUCCUUAUGGACGGAGAUGCUGCGAAUGUGGCAAAAAUGGAUCAGAAAAAACGCUUGAGCAUAAGCCGUCUGGAUAAGAUUUUCAAGUCUCUGGAAGUUGUUCCUCUUUAUGGCGAUAUGCAAAUACAACCGUUUUCGUUUGUGAGAAGGUGUCAGUUUUACGAAGCUAAUAAAUGGCCGCUGAGUGACAAAGAAGGCGAUAAAUGCCAUGUGAACAUAGUUGAGAAAAUGAAGAUCACGCGCGCAGAUCAUGAAUCCUACGUCACGCAACUGGCAAAGCUCAAUAAUAACGUUGCGAUCAGCGACCGUGUUUCAUUAAAUUCGGAUGCAGAGAAUCGCGAAAUGACUUCUCUGGCUCUUAGCGGUUUGCAGUUGCUUUGUCAGUGGACUGCGGAUGUGGUAGAAACCAUCAGCUGGAAGCUGCUCCAUCCAACCAACAGCCGAGAUAACAAAGAUUGUCCUGAGACUGCUGAAGAGUAUGAGCGAGCCACUAGGUACAAUUAUUCACCGGCUGAGAAGACAGCUCUUAUUCAAACAAUCUCGAUGAUAAAGGGCCUGCAGUCUUUAUUGGGCCGGAUAGAAUCGUCUCUAUCAAAUGCGAUAAGGCGGCAUGUAUACACUGAACUGCAAACAUUUGUACAACAUGCGUUUAAUGAGCCUAUACAGAAGGCUGUCAAGGGCAAAAAAGAUCUUCUGGCCAGCAUUUUGCAAUCGGUUCGAGAUACUUGUAUCGAUACAUAUUCUAUGGAGUCGCGUCCUUCUGUGGAAAAGGUGAAAAAGCGACAAGGAAAGGAUUCUACAACAAGUUCAAGCAGUGACUUACGCAUCACUAGACGUGCCUCCCCUCCUGCUCCAAGCAGCACACAGCUCUAUAUGGCAAGAACGCAGCUGGAGUCACUAAUAUCCGAACGAGCCAGCGGUGGUAAGAAAGUGUUGCGCAAGGAGCUUGAUGCAAAGACUAUCGAAAGAAUCUCGAUCUUUUUGAGGAAGUCAACCCACUGGCCAGCUCUUUUCCGUCUUUCGGAUUCGCUUUCAGAAGCUGCCGAGUUGAGCCAACUUUGGUUCCGCGAAUUUUAUCUGGAAAUGACCAUGGGUCAGCGAAUUCAGUUUCCAAUCGAAAUGUCGAUACCGUGGAUUUUGACUGAUCAUAUAUUGACGAAUCCUGAUUCAUCAUUGAUCGAAGGGGCUCUUUACCAACUGGAUUUGUACAAUGAUGCUGCCAACUACAGUCUUUUCAACUUCAGAAAACGAUUUCUUUUCGAUGAGGUAGAAGCUGAGGUGAACCUAUGUUUUGAUCAAUUCAUUUAUAAGCUGUCUGACAUGGUUUUCACGCAUUUCAAACAGCUGGCAUCAUGUAUGAUGUUGGAUAAGCGGUUCAAACUUGAUUGUCAGAGAGCUGGCGUAACCAUCAGAACUCCACCGGCAGGUCGUUUUGAUGGUGUUUUGAGACAAAGACAUGUGCAGUUACUUGGACGCUCGAUCGAUUUGAAUCGUCUCAUCUCUCAGCGAAUCAAUAUCGCCCUACUGAAAGCGCUCGAUACAGCAAUCUGGAUGUUCGAAAGUGCUGAACUCUCGAGCAUCGUGGAACUCGAUUUCCUUAUUGAGACGAAUCGUCUUUGCCACUCGCUUUUGAGAGAAAGGCUCUUUUCUGUGGCUGAUUUCAAUGAUCUACUACUUGAGGCAAACCAUAAUGUAUCAGCACCGCAUGGUCGUGUCACUUUGCAUGUGUUCUGGGAGUUAAACUAUGAUUUCAUUCCUAACUUUGUGUAUAACGGAUCGACCCAUCGCUUUGUGCGAGCAAAGGAGGUGUUUCGCAAAACUCCCGCUCGAGAAAGGAAGCCACAAGUGUCAUUUGUGUAUUUGUGGGGCUCUAAGUCUCUGAAUGCUGCUUUUGCUAACAUAUUCUACUCAUAUGCGCGUUUUAUUGGCAUUCCUCACUUAAAGGCAAUUGCUCGUUUAUUACAAUAUCAAGGGAUUGCGGUUAUUUUUGAAGAACUACUGAAGAUGGCACGUUUGCUGAUUUCGGACAAACUCAAGCGCCAUUUGAGAUCGAUAUACUCCGUCAUGCCCAAGGUGUGCAAACUGCCAAGGAGUGAUUACGGUAGUCCCGGCGUUUUUCAAUACUACUUUCACCAUCUGGAAGGAGUAGGAAAAUACCAAGAAUUGAGAGGCGAAUUUUGUCAGGAUCUUCGUGAAUUGGGGAAUAUCAUUUUGUUCUGCCAACAGCUUGAAAUUGGCAUGGCGCAGGAGGAAGUACAAGAUCUCCUCGCUGCCGCUGCAUUCACGAAUGUCAUACCAAAACCACCAGCGAAAAGUGUUGCCGAGCAAGAGAAACAGCUGGCGAAGCUUGAAGAAAAGUAUUCCAGGAUCCAGCUCACAAAUGUUGUAGAGAAAUUUGGUGAUGACAAGCAAAUAGCCAUAUCUCGUGAGGCAGAACUGAUGACUAAAGAACGACUUUGCUGUGGACUAAACAUUUUUGACAUGUUCCUCAGAAGAAUUCGUCAGAUGAUGGGAGAUGAUCCGAUCUGGACAGGAGGCUAUCCACCUAAUGGUGUGAUGUGGGUCGAUGAAUGUGUUGAAUUUCAUCGUGUAUGGUCUGCUCUACAGUUUUUCAUAUGUCAACCUCGGGUUACUGAUGAUGAGCGUUUGGUUGAGGAGCUGUUUGGCGACUCAUUACAGUGGGCAGGAAUGUCCAUCAUUUGUUUGUUGGGACAGCAGCGACGAUUUGAAGUCUUGGACUUUUGCUACCAUCUUCAUAGAAUUCAAAAACUUGAUGGAAAGGAUGAGACCAUCAAUAAUAUCCGUUUGUCUCGAAUGGUGGAACGAAUAAGACGUUUUCAACUACUUAAUACACAAAUCAUCACCAUUUUGACCAACUACCUGGUCCCUAGUGAAGAGUAUGAAGAGGAAAACGUGAGGGAGUUUAUGCCACCCACACAUCCAUCUCUUACCGGGCAAUAUCCGGUCGAGUCGUGAGACAGGAUGACUGCUGACGAUGGAAUCUCAUAAAAAAUUGUCCUUGUGAGGACUACUACCGAUCGGGAAAAGAAAGUUUUGACCAUUGCCGAGUAUUUAUGCAACAAUUGACGGUUACCUUAGCUUAGAAACAAGCUGCCUAUGCUUUACACUGCAUUUAAUAAAUCAUUCC
This is a messenger RNA of Cylicocyclus nassatus, 4106 nucleotides long. The record is from the annotation of a GenBank genome assembly. NCBI's taxonomy places the organism in Eukaryota, Metazoa, Nematoda, Chromadorea, Rhabditida, Strongylidae.